Molecule: messenger RNA, 1298 nt
Organism: Annulohypoxylon maeteangense
Lineage: Eukaryota; Fungi; Ascomycota; Sordariomycetes; Xylariales; Hypoxylaceae
Exons: 1
Coding region: 474-1127 (217 amino acids)
Source: RefSeq, a predicted model, not a curated record
GACAUCGCGAGCAUUUGAGUAGUAAUCAAUCAUCAAUGCAUUCCACAUGACAAUUUGGAUGCGGCUCCGUGUUUCAGCAUCUAAUUCUAUCCCGGUUGUAUAGCUGUCUCGGGCAAUUAACCCAUGUAUCGUCUUAAGUCUUCGGGCGUCUUCCCGUGAAGAGAUCAAAUGGUAAUCGAUCUCAAUCAAGGGUCCCAGUUUAGAUAAAUCCAAUCCAACCAAUUACAUCCACUCUAGAAAUCUCAAGGGACGGACCUUCCCCCACUAGCUUAAACGAGCCUAAGAUCAACCCUGCAAGAAAAAAGUUAAGCUCUUCGAAAGUUAAUUUUUACCACCCCAUCUCGAAUCCGCGACAAGACACAGAUCGAAGAAGAGCAAGAUCUAUACGUCUCAAUCUCAAACAGCAGCCUCAAACCAGGAACCAAUCCUCCGCAACCCGCCCCUCCGAGCGCCCCGUCCUCCCAUCAGCAGCCAUGGCGUCUCCACAACCCCCUCCACAACCCGCCGCGCCACCACAACCGCAACCGCAAUCGCCGCAAGCAGACCAAUACAACAACAGCAACCCGUACAUCCACAACAUCGCGCUCGGCGUAACCCCGAUCGCGCUCUUCGCGCUCUUCCUCCCGCCGCGGCGAAUGGACCUGCGCUUCGUGAUCCUCGGGGGCGUGACGCUAUGGGGCACGAACCAGCUCGUGCACGACUACACAGGGACAUCGACACUACACCGGUUCACGCAGCGCAUCGCGGUACUCACCGGAACCGAGCUGUCCGAGAAAGCGAAAGAGACACAAAUGCGCUUGCGACUCGAGCGUGCGCAGAGGAAACUGCGGGAAAUACGGGAGGCGGAGGUUCCGGCGGAACAGAGGAGGUUGGUGGAGCAGCAGCGGCAGAGGAAGGAGGAGGAGGAGAGGGGGUUGUUGAAGCGUGUGUGGAUGGGGGAUAGUCCGGACGAUUGGAAGGAGAAGCGCGAUCGCAAGGAGAAGGAGGCGCUGAGGGAGGGCGGAGGCGGGUAUUGGGGACUUAUCGUAGAUCAGAUUUCUGAAGUGUGGAGUGGGGGGAAGAAGAAGGAUGAGGAGGAGAAAACGACGGAAAAGGGGAGUGCGGAGGACAAGUCGAAGAAAUCUUGACAUAGCCGACUGUGGAGCUGAGGAAGCGGGUAUGAUAUAUGGGCUGUAUAUUACGAUAGCGCGACUUGCGUAUACAUUGGAGCAUAUUGGGCGGAAUGGAGUUCAUCGGUUUAGGCAUAUGUGUCGUGCGGUGUGGUCUACAGCCACUCAGUACCCAUCUCUACAAAAAAG